GUCUGAAGAUUGCUUUUCAUCCGCCAUGUCCGCCUUUGGUUUUGCAAAAUUCGCUGCCGCGGCACGCCGACCGCACAUGCCGCGGUUGGACAGUGAAGCCAACCUGUCAGAAGCCGCGGUUGGUGCUAUUGAAGUACUAGAUAUCACAGAUCCAGUUUUGCUAGGUGCAUCUUCGUCCUCUGCGGCUGGACCUGCCCUCCCGCAAAGGGAUCCAGAUCGGCAAGCGGCUUUUACGAACGGGUCCUCAUCUCGACCUGUGCCACCUGCCCCAGAAGCCACCAGAGAACCUGCUUCAAGAGCGUCCCGCUCGUCGCUUCCAUAUCAACUGCUACCGCGGACAAGUUCUCGGACGUUUGACCGAAUAUCACUGGACGAUAUAGAGGGAGAGUCGUCCGAGUCUGACGUUGAGGACGCGCCACAGGACGGUGGUCUCGAACACGGUGGACAAGGGUCACUAGGUGGAGCCCACGUAUCAAACAACACGAUAAACGUGAGUGUCCGCCAUGUAAAUCCCCAUUCCGUGCAGCAUCUCCGCGAAGAAGCGGAUUUCGACAAUACAUUUGAGCCUCCGCACCCUGUUGGCCCAACAUCGACACCCGUAUCAACACGAUCGUCGGGUGUCGCGGACCUGGAUUCCUUUGUUCUCAAACCUAUACCCAUGGGCCAAAAGCUCCAAUGUAAAAUUAUCCGUCGCAAGGAAGGCAUCGACAAAUUAUACCCAAAAUAUGAAUUGUACAUCGAAGAAUCUGAAGAGUCACAAGUGUUCAUAUUAUCUGCUCGAAAGCGGAAGAAAUCUAGCUCUUCACAUUACAUUAUUAGUACGACACGGUUUCCGUCUAAACGUGAUAAGGACCAUAUUGUGGCUUCUGUAAGAUCAAAUUUUUUGGGGACAGCGUUUGCGAUCUAUGGCGUGGACGGCAGUAAUGUAAAUGCCACAGAUAAAGUGGAGGAACGACGGCAAGAGUAUGGGGUCGUAUUAUAUGAGCCUAAUCUUUUGGGAUUCAAGGGCCCUCGAAAAAUGACCGUCAUUCUUCCGUCCAUGACGCGUGAGGGGAAGCGGAUUGAUAUACGACCGUCCGAUGAGAAGGAGACGCUCUUUGGACGAUAUCGUACUCGAAAUGAUCGUGAUAUAUUGACCUUACACAAUAAGGCACCACAAUGGAAUGAUGAAACGCAAUCGUUUGUGUUGAAUUUCAAUGGACGGGUAACGUUGGCCUCGGUCAAGAAUUUCCAGAUAGUCCAUGAUAAUGACUUGGAUUAUAUUAUCAUGCAGUUUGGCAGAGUAAGCGAAGAUACAUUCACCGUUGAUUUUCAGUAUCCCAUGUCGUGCAUUCAGGCAUUUGCCAUCGCGUUGACAAGCUUCGAUGCCAAGCUGGCUUGUGAAUGAAGUGCACUCGCUGCAGUCGUAUUCAUGGUUAUCCUGCAAAUCAAAUGUAUGUGUGUCGUUACGUCUGUUACGAAACUCAUGUGUUACGUAGUCCAAAGUGGAAGGCAGUUUGAAUCACAUUCAAUAGCUUUCACUUGGUUUUGUAUUAUGUACUAUAAUGCCACUAUUUACUGACGACUUAAAUACAAUAUGUAAAUACAUGAAGGUUUAAAUAACAAUUGAUGGGGG
Messenger RNA from Spizellomyces punctatus DAOM BR117, 1615 nucleotides. RefSeq lists its product as uncharacterized. Bases 26 to 1387 code for a protein of 453 amino acids. NCBI's taxonomy places the organism in Eukaryota, Fungi, Chytridiomycota, Chytridiomycetes, Spizellomycetales, Spizellomycetaceae. The record is from RefSeq and is a predicted model, not a curated record. Gene Ontology annotation, cellular component: cilium. Gene Ontology annotation, biological process: protein localization to cilium. The transcript is spliced from 11 exons.